AUGGCGCUCUAUCAAACCGACCCGUCUUUCUCUUCCCACCUCCUCUCCACCCGUUCCAUCUUCAAACGUUGCAUCAAAUGCGAGUCCGCCGCCCCCCCAUGCCCCAAAUGUGAGGAGGGCACCACCUGUACCAUGAUCAGCCAGUCCUGCGACUCGUGCCCCACCACAAAAUGUAUCCCCACCUCCUCCGGCGGCAGCUCCGGCUCCGGGGGCUCGUCCGGCGAUGACGGCGACGGUGGUGGAGGCAGUAAUGCCGGCGCCAUCGCCGGUGGGGUCGUCGGUGGCCUCGCCUGCGUCGCCAUCGUCACCUUCCUGGUCUGGUGGUUCGUCAUCCGCAAGAAGCGCCAGGCGUAUGCCCAGCCGGGCGCAUCGGCCGAGAAGCGCAACGCCCAGGCGCGCAAGUCGACCCAGUCCAUCGCCUCCACCGUCCUCACCCGCGCCUCCAACGUCAUCCAGAUCGCCUACAUCCCGGGCGUCACCAACCGCUCCCCGCCCGAGACCCCCGGCUCGCUCGUCCCGCCCGUGCCCCCGCUGCCCGGCUCCUCCCCCGACCAGCACUUCUUCAUGCCCGGCGACCUGCGCGACUCCUCCUGGACCGACGCCUCCAGCCAGCACCGCAGCAUCGCCCCCAGUCUGCGCAGCAGCGUCGCCACCACCAUCUACCGCGACAACGCCAUCGUCAGCCCCAUGCCCGCCCAGCAGGCCAUGCGCAGUCGCGCCGCCGUCGUCAGCAUCCACGGCGGCAACGGCGCCCCCAUGCCCCCCGACGCCCCCGCCGUCCCCGCCAUCACCCCCGCCCAACUCGCCAGGGCCGGCGUGCCCGAGUCCACCAGCAACAGCUCGAUCGUCGCUCGGACCGUCAUCGCCAAGCCCGUCAUGGUCAAGGCCAAGAAACACAACAAAGCCGGCAGCGACGCCCCCUCGCCCGACGCCACCGUCGCGAGCAAGACGUCCGACGUCCCUACCUCGGGCUUCGACGCCAGCUCCGACGAGGAGGACGAGGAUGAUGCCCGCACCAUCCGCAACCAGCCUCCUGCAGCCACCCCGCGCGACGCCCAAUCCCGCACCUCCACGGUCAUUGAGGACUCCCCGGCCGCCCACCAGGGUCCGUUCCAGGACCAGGCCCACCCCGCGCCGCCGUCCCGCGAGGACACCCACGUGCGCACUUCGGCCUUCCUGGAGACCGACGAGCCACGGUCAAACCGCAGCAGUCGCGUUCCACCUCCACGGGUCGAAAGUCCAUUUUCCGACCUAAACGAGGUCAAAUGA
Aspergillus campestris IBT 28561 is the source of this 1269-nucleotide messenger RNA. RefSeq lists its product as uncharacterized. The record is from RefSeq and is a predicted model, not a curated record. Bases 1 to 1269 code for a protein of 422 amino acids. NCBI's taxonomy places the organism in Eukaryota, Fungi, Ascomycota, Eurotiomycetes, Eurotiales, Aspergillaceae. The transcript is spliced from 2 exons.